Salvia miltiorrhiza (redroot sage) is the source of this 1751-nucleotide messenger RNA. Its product is annotated as UDP-glycosyltransferase 74F2-like. Lineage: Eukaryota; Viridiplantae; Streptophyta; Magnoliopsida; Lamiales; Lamiaceae. The record is from RefSeq and is a predicted model, not a curated record. The transcript has 2 exons. The coding region runs from base 152 to 1528 and encodes 458 amino acids. Gene Ontology annotation, molecular function: UDP-glycosyltransferase activity.
CUCAUUAUAGUGUCAAAAAUCGCCAGUCCGAUGAUAAAUUGAGACUCCUGUCUCUCUCUCACUCAUAGAUGGAAGCAGAGCAAAAGUCGAGCAAAGCUCACAUCUAGUUCCGUAAUCCAGCCAAGGCCACUCUUAACUCUCUCUCUCAUAGAUGGAGGCAGAGCAAAAGUCGAGCGGAGCUCACAUCUUAGUAGUUCCCUACCCCAGCCAAGGCCACAUUAACCCAAUGCUCCAAUUCUGCAAGCGUCUACUCUCAAAGGGCGCCAAACCCACCCUCGUCCUCACAAAUUUCGUCUCCAAAUCCUUCGAUCCCAAAUCCACCUCCAUCCCCGUCGCCACCAUCUCCGACGGCUUCGAUGCCGGCGGCUUCCGCCAAGCCAGGGACGUCGACCACUACGUCGCGCAGAUGCGCCGCGCCGGCUCCCAAACCCUAGCAGAUCUCCUCCGAUCCUUCGCCCAAUCCAACGAUCGCGUCGAUUGCAUCGUCUACGACGCUUUCCUCGCUUGGGCGCUCGACAUCGCGCUCGAAUUUGGUGUCAAGGGAGCUGCUUUCUUCACUCACGCUUGCGCGGUGAAUUACGUGUACUAUUACGCCGCCCGCGGGGUGCUGAAGCUGCCGGUGGAGGCGACGGUGGAGCUGCCGGGGCUGCCGCCGCUGGACCCGCCUGAUUUCCCGUCGUUCAUAUACGUGCACGGAUCGUACCCGGCUUACUUCAAGAUGGUGUUGAACGAGUUCUCGAAUUUGGAUGGGGCGGAUUUUGUGCUUGUCAAUACGUUUUACGAAUUGGAGAAAGAGGUAGUAGAUUCGAUGUCAAAAGUAUUUCGAGUUCUUACAAUUGGACCUACAAUCCCAUCUUUCUAUUUGGACAACCGAGUUGCAAACGACAACAAAUAUGAUAUCAACCUUUUCCAAGCCGAACCCUCAACAACAAUCACCAAUUGGCUCGACAAGAAACCUCAAGGAUCAGUUGUAUACGUUGCAUUCGGUAGCAUGGCUACUCUCCCCAAAGAACAGACGGAAGAGCUUGCGUGGGGACUGCGAAACACAAAUUUCGACUUUUUAUGGGUCGUCGGGGCUCGAGACACAGAAGAAUUGCUUCCAACGGAUUUCUUCCGUGGGUUGCACGAUAGGUCCUUGUUCGUGCACUGGAGCCCUCAGUUGGAGGUGCUGGCUAACAAGGCGGUCGGGUGCUUCUUCUCGCACGGGGGGUGGAAUUCCACGACCGAGGCGUUGAGCCUGGGGGUCCCGAUGGUUGUCAUGCCACAGUGGACGGAUCAGACGACGGAUGCUAAGUUCGUGCAGGAUGUCUGGGGCGUUGGCGUUCGGGUUAGGGUUGGCGGGGACGGUCUCGUCCGGAGAGAGGAGAUCGAGGGUUGUAUAAGGGAAGUGAUGGAGGGGGAGAAGGGGAAAGAGGUGAAGAGGAAUGCUAGAAAAUGGAGUGAUUUGGCUAAGGAGGCAAUGAGUGAGGGUGGCACUUCUGACAUAAAUAUUGAUACAUUUAUAUCUAAGUUGAUCACUACUUCUUAACCCUUGCAUUGAACAACGACUCAUCGUUACUUACUUUAAUCAUAUUCAUUACAAGUAGCAUAGGCAGUUCUAUAUCUUUGUCAAUUGCAUGUAUAAUUAUUAUUAGUUGCAUAGGUAGUUCUAUAUCUUUGUCAAUUGCAUAAUUAUUGUACUGUUUGCACACUUUCGAGCAUGUGCAUACUUCUUUUUCCUCAUAUUUCAAGAUGAACCUGAUUAUAUUUCA